AUGUCGGGUAGCCGUGGAAGGCAACCUCGAUCACAUCACUCUGCUGCUCGUGGUCGUGACAGUACUGGUAGUCGACGACAUGACUCUCCUUGUGGUGGUGGUUAUGACAGUACUAGUGGUCGACUGCACGACUUUGCCCAUGGCCAUGACAAUAUUGGUAGCCGGCCUCAGGACUCCAAUCCUAAUUACCGACAGCGACAGGGAUGUACACAGCUUACACCGUUGAGUGUUCGUGAUGCUGAGAACUUAGGUCGUGGAUACACUAGGAGUACUAGUGAUGUUGAAGAAGAUGAUGAUGGUACGCAACGCGACUCGAAUGUCGUAGAUACACCUCAUAGAUAUGGCGAUAAUAGGUUGUUUCUUGAGAAGUUCGGAAAAAAGUUUGCAUCCUAUCAGGUACAUCAUCAGAUUAGGCUUAUAUUUGAUCAAUUUUUGGAUGGAGCAUGGCCCACAUUUACUACACUUCUGCCUGCACUAUUUCAACAAAUGUUUCGUGCUUUUGGGAAAUACUAUCAGUGA
Lactuca saligna is the source of this 519-nucleotide messenger RNA. The record is from the annotation of a GenBank genome assembly. Lineage: Eukaryota; Viridiplantae; Streptophyta; Magnoliopsida; Asterales; Asteraceae.